Adineta steineri is the source of this 2415-nucleotide messenger RNA. The record is from the annotation of a GenBank genome assembly. NCBI's taxonomy places the organism in Eukaryota, Metazoa, Rotifera, Eurotatoria, Adinetida, Adinetidae.
AUGACAGUCCGCAUAUGUUCACACCGACGAUUAUUAUUACCAAUGCAGAGUGAUGUUUUAAACGAACAACAACAACAAUUAUCGAACGAUAUUGAUUGUUCAUCUUCAUUAUCCACAACAACUGCAACAACACUUAUUUAUUCGGGUUUAAAAUUGCAUCCAAAACCACUUGUACCUACAAUAUCAAUGCCCGGCGUGGCAAGUCCAUUAUCAAUCGUGAAAAAAUUAUCACUCCCUGAUUCACAUUUAGAUAAUUCAAAUAAUAAUAUAAGACAUACAUCAUCAUCAUCAAAUUCUACAACAACAACAACUCCAUCAUCUAUACGUCUUGUUACACCAACAGGUAAAUCAUCACCUCCAACAAAUUUACAAUUUCAAUUAACUGAUAAAUCAUCAACAAAUGGAGGUUUUUCAACAUCAAAAACAUAUAUUUUAAAUCCUCAACCGAGCAGUACAACAACAGUAAAUAAACAACAAAUACUUCCAAAUUCGACUUCAUCAUCAUCAUCAACAUCAUCAUUAGUAACAUUAAUUCCACCUGGAACAACAUCACCUAAAAUUCAAACAUUAAAUAGUGUAACAAUAUCAUCUACAAAUGAUAUGUCAACAACAACAACAACGGAUAAAUCCUCAUCAACAAAUUCUAAUCAAUCGGUUUUUUUAUCAAAAAAUCGUGUUACACUUGUACAACCAUUAAUAUCAAAUUCAACUUCUUCAUCAUCAUCGACAACAACAACAACGAAUUCAUCAAAUAAUGUAACACCAAAAUUAGUUAUUCAACAAAAUACAAAUCCAUCAACAACAAAUAAUAAUUUUUGGCAACAACAACAACCACAAGCAACUAAAAUUUUUUCAAUUCCACAGUCAUCAAUUUUACCAACAGCUAAAAUGCUUUCACGUCCAGUACAAUUAAUUCCUACUUCGAUAUCAUCUUCUGAACAUCAUCAUCAUCAUCAUCAUCAUCCACAUAUAACUCAUGUUCAAACAGUUAAAACUGAAAAACCUGAUUCCUAUCCAAUAAGUAUGCAUUUUGGUUUAUCAUCUCCUACAACAACUGAAAAUCCAUUAACACCAUUAAAUGUUCAAGUUCCACAUCAACAUUCAUAUUCUACAAAAAAUUUCGAUUCAUCCGGUCAUCCACCUUAUAUACAUAUGCAAUUAUUACCACCAAUAUCAAAUUCCGAAUCAAUUAAUUCAACACAACAACCAGUUCAGUUUACACUUCCAGCAACAACACAUUUAUAUUCAUCAACAUCAUCAUCUGUUCUUAUAUCAACUACACAACGUUCAAUGGAUCAUAAUAAUAAUCAUCAAUCAACAACAACAAUAACUACACCAAUUAUUCGUGAAAUGCAAACCGAUGAAAAACUUAAUGAUUCAACAAUUAUUAAAAAUCUUCAUCAUAAUAAAAUUUCGACUAAAAAUCGAACGCGCCUUCCUUUACAACCAUCAACUCAACAAACAACACCAACUACAACAUCAAUUAUACCACCUUCGUCAUCAUCUAUAACAACAACAACUAUUCGACAACCUAAAAGACAUAAACUCAUCGACAAUGAACAAAUAUCAUCCGAUGAACCACCAAAUAAAAUCUCUCAUUAUGAACAGUUAGAUUCAACAUCAUCAAAAAAACUUUCAAAUUCUCGUAAUCGUCCAUUAUCGAAAUUUUCUAUUGAAAAUACAACACCACAAACAUCAUCAUCAAUUACUAUUGAUACAAGUGGUAUAACGAAAAAACGUAAUUCAGCUGAAACAGCUAAUGCUGCUAUAUUAUCACGUAAACGACGAGUAAUAACAAAAUUAAAUCAUGAAUUAAUAUCGAAUGAAAAUAUUAAACAAGAAUCAUCAUCAUCAUCUUCGGAUAUAACUAUUGAUCAAAUUGAUGAUGAACUUCUAAGACGAUUAUCACAAGAUUUUGUUUAUAUUGAUAAACAAACAGGUAUUCGUUGGAUUGGAACAAAAUCUCGGCCAAAACCAAUGAGUACAUUAGUAUCACGAUUUUCAUGGAAACCAAAAAUAAAUCAUUAUGAAAAAUAUUCAGAUAUUAUUCGAACGAAUCCUAAACGAACUGUACCUGUAAAAAGUGUUGAUACUAUACGAAAAAAAUUAACUGAACCAUGGACAUCGUGGCGUAUUGAUCGAUUAACAACAUAUCUAUCCGAUCUGACACAAGAUGAACAAAUGACACAAAAUCAAUUGUCAGAUAUGACACAAUUAUUAGAUAUUGAUGAUCAGUCGAUACGAACGACAGUUGAAGAUUUAAUUGAGGCUAAUAUUCAACGGCAUCGUUGUUUUUGUGAUCAAUUAAGUCAAAUAUCGAAUUUACUCGUUAAUUUACUUGAUCAUGGAAAUACAUUACGAGAUAUAUGUUCAAUGUCAAAACCUUCAACAACAAAACGAACUAAAGAACGAUAG